Messenger RNA from Klebsormidium nitens, 1258 nucleotides. NCBI's taxonomy places the organism in Eukaryota, Viridiplantae, Streptophyta, Klebsormidiophyceae, Klebsormidiales, Klebsormidiaceae. The record is from the annotation of a GenBank genome assembly.
UGCUCGUCGGCUGUCUCUAGCCGCUUUGUGAAGUUGCAGGGCGCCGUCAAGGGUCUGCUUCUCGAUUACGUCGGGCGCUCUAUCAUCACAGCCAUUUGAGACAAAGGAAGCAGGAUACGGUGCUGACUGAACGCAAGUUGUGAAGCCCCCUAUCCUGCAAAGAUGGAUCGGUUGCAAAGAAUCUUCCAGUCUGGUGCCGGCGGGGGUGCAGGGAUGGGUGGAGGCCCACCCGCUGACGCUCCCAUGGUUGAUACGUCGGAGCAGGUGUACAUCUCGUCGUUGGCCCUUCUGAAGAUGCUGAAGCACGGCCGAGCGGGCGUCCCUAUGGAGGUGAUGGGCCUGAUGCUGGGGGAGUUUGUGGACGACUACACGGUGCGCGUCGUGGACGUUUUUGCGAUGCCGCAGAGCGGGACUGGCGUCAGCGUCGAGGCGGUUGAUCCCGUCUUCCAGACGGAGAUGCUGGACAAGCUCAAGCAGACGGGGCGCCCCGAGAUGGUGGUCGGGUGGUACCACUCUCACCCGGGGUUCGGGUGCUGGCUGUCGGGAGUGGAUAUCAACACGCAACAGAGCUUUGAGGCGCUGAACCAGCGCGCGGUCGCGGUCGUGGUGGACCCCAUCCAGAGCGUCAAGGGGAAGGUGGUGAUCGACGCGUUCCGGUUGAUAAACCCGCAGACCAUGAUGCUCGGGCAGGAGCCCCGCCAGACGACGUCUAACCUGGGGCACCUAAACAAGCCGUCCAUCCAGGCGCUGAUCCACGGCCUGAACCGGCACUACUACUCCAUUGGCAUCAAUUACCGGAAGAAUGAGCUGGAGGAGAAGAUGCUCCUGAAUUUGCACAAGAAGAAGUGGACGGACGGGCUCAACCUGCAGCGCUUCGACGCGCAUGCCAAGACGAACGAGAAGACUGUCACGGAAAUGCUCGACCUUGCCAAGAAGUACAACACUGCGGUGAUCGAGGAGGACGAGCUGACGCCCGAGAAGCUGGCCGUCGCCAACGUGGGCCGGCAAGACGCCAAGAAGCAUCUAGAGGAAAACGUGUCGUCGCUAAUGGCUUCGAACAUCGUCCAAACAUUAGGAACGAUGAUGGACACUGUGGUCUUUUAGGCUGCUUUCUCAUUAGUUACGAAGUAAAGCCGUUUAUCAGCAGCACGGCAGCCCUUUCGUGCAGCCAGGCUCUGGGAGCUGCGCGCACAUGUGAAGAUGCACGCAUCAGCCUCGUUUUCUUUGUAUUUUCACGUCUACCUUAUCCAUGUUUCCG